Molecule: messenger RNA, 3654 nt
Organism: Oncorhynchus masou masou (cherry salmon)
Lineage: Eukaryota; Metazoa; Chordata; Actinopteri; Salmoniformes; Salmonidae
Gene: myo10l3
Product: myosin X, like 3
Exons: 20
Coding region: 1-3654 (1217 amino acids)
Biological process (GO): axon extension
Cellular component (GO): axonal growth cone; myosin complex
Molecular function (GO): protein binding; ATP binding; cytoskeletal motor activity
Source: RefSeq, a predicted model, not a curated record
AUGGACUCUCCCAAGAUUUCAGUGCACAUAUCAAUCGCAGCAGGAAAGCUGUACUUCCUGUCAGAGGGCCCAGAGUCAUACCACUACCUGAGUCAGUCUGGCUGUGUGAAGGACAGCAGUCUUGAUGACCUGAAGCUAUAUGACAGUUUUAUGGAGGCUCUAAUGGUGAUGCAGUUCAGUGAGGAGGAGAUACGUGACGUCUUCAAGCUGCUGUCUGCUGUUCUCCUGAUGGGGAACAUAGAGUUCAUGACGGCUGGAGGAGCACAGAUCACCUCUAAAGGAGUGGUCAGUAAUGUCAGUGAUCUGCUGGGCCUGGACGCGUUCCAGCUGUCUGAGGUUCUGACCCAGAGGUCCAUGAUCCUGAGAGGAGAGGAGAUCUGUUCACCCCUCACUGUGGAACAGGCGGUGUGCUCUCGGGACUCGGUUGCCAUGGCGUUGUACGCCCAGUCUUUCUCCUGGAUCAUCACACGGAUCAACCAGAAGGUCAGAGGGAAGGACAACUUCAAGUCCAUCGGUAUCCUCGACAUCUUCGGUUUCGAGAAUUUUGAGGUAAACAGGUUUGAACAGUUCAACAUCAACUACGCCAAUGAGAAGCUCCAGGAAUACUUCAACAAACACAUCUUCUCCCUGGAACAGCUGGACUACAACAGAGAGGGGAUCCAGUGGGAAGCCAUAGACUGGAUGGAUAAUGCAGAGUGUCUGGACCUCAUAGAGAAGAAACUGGGCAUGUUGGCUCUGAUCAACGAGGAGAGUCGCUUCCCAAAAGGCACCGACUACACCCUGCUUGAGAAACUACACAGUAGACACGCUACUAACCAGUACUACAUGAAGCCCAGAGUGACGGAUCACCAGUUUGGCAUCAAGCACUAUGCUGGAGAGGUUCUGUAUGACGUCAGAGGGGUCCUACAGAAGAACCGAGACACCUUCAGAGAUGACGUCUUAAACAUGCUCAAGGACAGCAGGCUUGACUUCAUCUAUGACCUGUUUGAGCGUGUCGGGAGCAGGAACGGAGAGGAGACCCUGAAGAUGGGGACGGCCAGACGCAAACCCACUGUCAGCUCUCAGUUCAGGGACUCUCUCCAUUCCUUGAUGAACACUCUGAGUGCCUCCAACCCUUUCUUUGUGCGCUGCAUCAAACCCAACAUGGACAAGAACGCCAACAUGUUUGACCCAGAAGUGGUCCUGAACCAGCUGAGGUAUUCUGGGAUGUUGGAGACCGUGAAGAUCCGCAGGGCUGGGUUCCCUGUCCGCAGGACCUUCACAGACUUCUACAGCAGGUACAAGAUGAUCCUGAAAGACAAGCAUCCAACAGACGACCAGAGAGGGAGGUGCACAGAGCUGCUGAUUUCAUACGACCCCGCCAAGAUAGACUGGCAGCUGGGGAAGACUAAGGUGUUCCUGAAGGAAGAGCUGGAACACCGGCUGGAGAAGGAGAGGGAAGAGGUGCGGAGACAGGCGGGCAUGGUGAUCCGGGCGCACAUACUCAGCUAUGUGGCAAGGAAGCGCUAUAAGAGGGUGCUGGCCAGCACAGUCACUAUCCAGAAGAACUACAGAGCUCACUUCUGUAGACGUGUGUUCCUUCGUCUCCGCACCGCAGCUGUCAUUCUACAGAAACAUCAGCGUGGUCGGCUGGCCCGAGGCCUCUAUCGACACCUCUCUGAGGAGAAGAGGAGGAUAGAGGAGGAGAGGCGGCAAGUAGAGGGGGAGAGGAGGAGGCUGGAGGAAGAGGAGUUGAGGAGGAAGGAGGAGGAGAGACGGCAAGUAGAGGGGGAGAGGAGGAGGCUGGAGGAAGAGUUGAGGAGGAAGGAGGAGGAGAGACUGCAAGUAGAGGGGGAGAGGCUGGAGGAAGAGAAGAGACGAGAGGAGGAGAAGUUGAGGAGGAAGGAGGAGGAGAGACGGAGGGUGUUGGAGCUGGAGGAGGUGAUGAGGAAGGAGGAGAGACAGAAGGUGUUGGAGCUGGAGGAGGUUAGGAGGAUGGAGGAGGAGAGACUGAGACAACAAAAGGAGCAGGAAGCAGCGAAGAGAAAGGAGGAGGAGCUUUGCAACGGACAGCAAGUAGAAGACGCGGCGAAAGCUUCAGCCAACAACAGGAACUCCCUGGAGAUGGGAUCUCCUGGUCCCCAUAAAGAGGUGUCCCUGUCCUACUCCCUGCCCCACCACACCUCUGAGGAGGAGUCCUGUCAGAUGGAGGACAUCCUUCGGCUGGAGAAGGAGAUUGAGAGGCUGCAGCGCCAGAGGGAGGACGGGGUGUCCAUGUUAGGGGACGGCCUUGGAGGGAGCAGGGAGGAGCUCCGGCAGAGGAGGGACGCAGAGAUCUACCGGCUGGAGAAGGAGGCGUCUCGCGUGGCUACAGAGUUCCUGGAGCUCCUGGACUUUGGGGGUCUGGAACAGAGUCUGUCCAGCGAGGAGAACCUCCACAACCCCUCAAAGAGCACCGCUCCCCGGGCCGAGGAGGACGAGGGCUUCCAUGCUGAGGAGGAGUCUCCCGGUAGCGGUAUCCUCCUGCCUGACUUCCCUCUCCCCGUGGAGGUUCCUCUGGACCAGGAGGUCUUCUCCUCCCUCCCUCCUUCUCCUCCUGCCUUCGCUGAGAGUCUGGUAGCACAUGCCCUGGCUCUCUCUCAGGCCCCGUGUUGUCCCCCUGUUUACUACCCCCUCACCUCUAUUGUCCCUACACACCACCCGGCUCCUCCUCUCCCUGGCCUCACCAACGGAGGUGGGAAGGCUCUCUGUCACCAACCCACCAGGAGAAUAGAGGCUCCAGAGACCAACAGUGUGCCCAGAAGAGUGGACGUAGCACCCGACAGACCCUGUGCCAGGGUAGAUGCUAUGCCAACCAGAAUAGAGGCGGUACCCUCCAGAUUCCCAGAGGCUGUGGCAGACAGGAGAGCAGAGCUAGUGCCCACUGUGCCUGUCCCAGGGGCCAGGGAGGUCAGAGAGGAGGUCUCAUUCAGCGUCCUACCAGACACAGAGUCAUACUGUGACCAGGAGGAGUUUGAGGAGGUGCAGGGGAGUACAGGCUCGGGAGACGGAGCCAGUAUCACGGACGGACAUGCAACUGACGAGGAGGUGCUGAGGAAAUCAUCCUGUACUCAGAACAGCCUGGACUCCUUCAGAGGCAGCUCAGACUCUUUUAUAGACAGUGACACAAGCAACGAUGGCUACGUGGACACAGACGAGGAGGUGUCCAAUGGGAGGGUGAAUCUACUGAACGGCUCUGGGCCUCCAUACUUCCACAGCUACCUCUACAUGAAGGGUGGACUGAUGAUCCCGUGGCGACGGAGGUGGUGUGUGUUGAAGGACGACACCUUCAUGUGGUUCAGGGCUAAGCAGGACAGUCUGAAGAGUGGCUGGCUGUAUAAGAAGGGAGGUGGCAUGUCCACUCUGUCCAGACGGAACUGGAAGCUGCGCUGGUUCGUACUGAGAGACGAUAAACUCAUGUACUUUGAGAGCGACAGCGAGGAGAAACUGAAGGGGACCGUGGACAUCCGCUCCGCCAUGGACAUAGUGGAUAACCAUGCCAAAGAGAAUGCUUUGAACAUCGUGACUGAAGAGAGGACCUACCACAUUUAUGCAGAGACUCCUGAAGAUGCCAGGUAUGUUCAGACUCUAGCCCUCUUCUGUCCAGAGUCUAGCCCUCUUCUGUCCAGAGUCUAG